GGUGAUUCCCGGGACCAAGCAGAAGCAUUGAGUGGAUGCGCCUGCUGUGCCAUAUUCGACUGCGGUUAUUAAUCACACGAUGUAACCACUCUGCACUGCUGACCGUCUGUGCAGAGGUUGAAGUUGGGAUAAGCAUUCCGCAUCACUGGAGCCUAUAUAGGAUUGGCCCCAUGAAUUCCACAAUCUCUUGCCCUCGUCAGAGUCGUCGCCCUCGUCGCGCUCGCUGUCAUCUUUAGCUCUAGUUACACUGGUCCGUUUCAAUGGCGCCCUCCGUUCGGUCUGUGGUGCUCUGGCUUAUGCCUCUGGUCUCGGCCCAGGGAUGUCCCUACGCCGCCGCCAACAAGCGAGACAUCUUAGCCACCAGGUCAAAUGAGCCCUCUCUCGACACCCUCGCCCGCUCCUUCGGCAAGUGCCCGACGAUCAGCGACGCAGCCGGCGGCGGCACGAGAAGCCAUGACUGGUGGCCGUGCCAGCUAAAGCUCGACGUCCUUCGCCAGUUUUCUCCCGAACAGAACCCGCUCGGGGCCAACUUUAACUACGCCACUGCUUUCGCUACUCUUGACUACAAGGCACUCAAAGCGGACCUCAAGUCAUUAUUGACCCAGUCGCAGUUAUGGUGGCCAGCCGACUACGGCAACUAUGGUGGUCUGUUUAUCCGCUUGGCUUGGCAUAGCGCCGGCACCUAUCGCGCCAUCGAUGGACGUGGGGGUGGUGGCAUGGGCCAACAACGGUUUGCUCCUCUCAAUAGUUGGCCCGACAAUGGCAACCUCGACAAGGCACGGCGCCUUCUGUGGCCUAUCAAGCAAAAGUACGGUAAGGCUAUCUCAUGGGCUGACCUGAUGCUCCUGGCUGGCAACGUAGCUCUCGAGGGCAUGGGCUUCCCCGUCCUCGGCUUUGGUGCUGGCCGUGCCGACACGUGGCAGUCGGACGAGAGCGUCUACUGGGGCUCAGAGACUACCUUCGUGCCCGAGGGUAACGACAUUCGUUACGACGGUAGCACCGACUAUGCCGCACGCGCCAGUAAGCUGGAACAGCCGCUUGCUGCCACCCACAUGGGUCUCAUCUACGUCAACCCUCAGGGCCCCAAUGGCAACGGGGAUCCCAAGUUGUCGGCUCUAGACAUCCGGACUGCCUUUGGCCGCAUGGGCAUGAAUGACUCCGAGACUGUCGCCUUAAUUGCUGGAGGCCAUGCUUUUGGCAAGGCCCACGGUGCCUCUAGUACCCCCGUCGGCCCCCCGCCCGAAGGCGCACCCCUCGAGCUGCAGGGCUUUGGCUGGGCUAACAGCUUUGGCACUGGUAAUGCUGACGACACCGUCACGAGCGGACUGGAAGUCAUUUGGUCCAAGACGCCAACGCAAUGGAGCAAUGAUUACCUGACGAGCCUCUUCAAGAACAACUGGACCCUGACUAAGAGCCCUGCCGGUGCUAUUCAGUUCGAGGCACUUCAAAGCGCUGCCGAAUACCCCGACCCCUUUAACAAGACCUUCCGCCGCGCCACCAUGCUGGUGAGCGACCUUGCGCUGCGUGAGGAUCUUGCCUACGGCCCUAUUGCCAAGGCCUGGUCGAAAGACUUCAAGGCCCUUACUACUGCUUUUGCGGCUGCGUGGUUCAAGCUCACCCAUCGCGACAUAGGUCCCAUCACACGCUAUCUCGGCCCUGAAGUGCCUCAGCGUCAAUUUAUCUGGCAGGAUCCCCUCCCCACCAUCAACUACAAGCCCAUCACCGACGAGGACCAGGCCAAGUUGAAGGCCCAGAUUCUUGCAGCACCCGGCGUGACUGUUUCGAGCCUCGUGUCGGCCGCCUGGGGUUCUGCCUCCACCUUCCGAGGCGGCGAUAAGCGCGGCGGCGCCAACGGUGCCCGAAUCGCUCUGCAGCCUCAAGUCUCCUGGGAGGUGAACAAUCCCAAGCAGCUACAAACCGUUCUGGCAGCCUUGACCACAAUCAAGAACGCCUUCAACGGCUCCAACAAGAACGGCAAGCAAGUCUCCCUAGCGGACCUCAUCGUCCUCGGCGGCAACGCCGCCAUUGAGAAGGCCGCCGCCGCCGCCGGCUACAAGAAGGCCAGCGUCCCCUUCACAGUCGGCCGCGUCGAUGCCACGCAGGCCGACACUGACGUCGUCAGCUUCGAGUACCUCAACCCACAAGGGGACGGGUUCCGCAACUUUUGCAAUACCACGGGCUGGGCACGCGCCCGCACGGAGGAGUUCUUAGUCGACAAAGCGCAGCAACUCACGCUGACGGCGCCCGAGAUGACGGUUCUAGUGGGCGGUAUGCGCGCCCUCGGCGCGAACUAUGACGGCUCAAAUAAGGGCGUUCUGACGGCGCGUGUGGGCACACUAACAAAUGACUUUUUUGCGAAUCUGCUAGAUAUCCAGACUGUCUGGACGCCUGACCAAAGUGGCGAGACGUUCACGGGUAAGGAUCGCAAGACGGGGGCGACGAAGUGGACGGCUACGAGAGCGGAUUUGGUGUUUGGAUCGCACGCUGAGCUGAGGGCGAUCGCGGAGACGUAUUCGGAGAAGGGCGGGCAGGAUAUGAUGGUGGAUGACUUUGUGAAGGCGUGGGCGAAGGUUAUGGAUUUGGAUCGGUUUGAUGUCAAGAAAUAAGCCUCGGGAGAGUUGUUGCUGCUAGACCUUGGUGUGUAGUGGUGUAGAUGGUGGUAUAUGUUGCGGGUACCCUUUAGAUAUAAACUAAUUAAUUAGCAAUUGAUUAUAGUUCUCCAAA
Messenger RNA from Lasiosphaeria miniovina, 2724 nucleotides. RefSeq names its product heme peroxidase. Bases 261 to 2606 code for a protein of 781 amino acids. The record is from RefSeq and is a predicted model, not a curated record. Gene Ontology annotation, cellular component: cytosol. NCBI's taxonomy places the organism in Eukaryota, Fungi, Ascomycota, Sordariomycetes, Sordariales, Lasiosphaeriaceae. Gene Ontology annotation, biological process: cellular response to hydrogen peroxide; hydrogen peroxide catabolic process. Gene Ontology annotation, molecular function: heme binding; catalase activity. The transcript has 7 exons.